GGAAACGGAUAGUGAAAUCAAAAGUUUUGUUAGAAAUUUGAGCUUUGUUUCGCAUGACAUUUCAUCCACAUGUUUAUACUUAUACUGGUUCUCUAAACAAAAUGCAUGUGAUGGUUGACUAUAUCCCAUUACCUCAUAGUCUCAUUUUCAGCCGCAACUGAAUGUUAUUGGUCGAUGGAAAAUCUCACACAGAUUAAUCUGUACCUUGGAAACAAGGACUGCAGUCUAAGGUGUCUUUUAUUUUGCUUUCUAUAGUCUGAUUAGUCUAGAAUGGUAGUGUUAACCCAGUCAAAUACUUUGUGUGCAUUGUAUGGAUACAUUGAUACAUUGUUGUCUCUCCCGGUGAGCUGAUGGUUGUGAAACGAAGCAGACAAGGAAGGUUUGGUUUUGGAGUCUCGAUCUCUGCAAAGGCACCAUCAAGAUUUGAGAAUCUUGGUAAACUGUCGCACUUCACUCCUUGGCGCAAGUAACUUCCCACAAACCGAACAAAAAAAGAUUGUUGCUAUUCCUGAUCGUGUGGGUAAAAACCGCCAAACAUUGUUCCCCGACCUAUAUUGCAACAUUAUCCUUAAUCAGCCUUUACCACAAAUAUUGAUCAACCAAGAAUGGAGAAUGGCGACACAACGACACCGACCACGGCGAAUUUUACACCGGGAACAACUUUCGAUGAAGAUUUGACCACUGGUAUGAUGGAUCGGAAGUCAACUGAAAUGGAGUUCAGCUUCGAGGAUCACACACAGCGAGCCAUCGUCGGCAGUGUGUUCUGCCUCGUGGCCGCAGCAGGUCUGGUCGGAAACAGCUUGGUGAUUAUGGCCGUUGUCUUAUCCCAGAAGCUUCAGACCCGCACCAAUGCCUUCGUCGUCAACCUCGCCACAACCGACUUGAUAACCUGUUUCGGUAUCAUCUUCAGUGCCGUGACGCUGUUCAGCAAGGCCGGGCUGCCCAUACCAGAGUCCGUAUGCUCCAUUGCGGGUGCUGUCACUUUUCUCGGCGGUGCAUGCAGCAUCCUGACAUUGGCUGCAAUUGCAGUUAACAGAUUUGUGCUGAUCACCAAGUCCCGUGAAACUUACUGGUCUAUGUACACAACCAAGAAGACAGCGGCCAUGUUGGUAUUUAUAUGGGCGUACGCGUUGUCCGUUUGUAGUUUGCCAUUCUUUGGGAUUGGUAAAUGGGGCUAUUCGGACAGAUACAAGUUCUGUAUCAAAGACGACUCAGCCCCAAACAGUGGUCUAUACUCUGUUUUAUACUCGGCUCUUGUAUACCCCGUCCCCUUGAUCAUCUUGAUCGUGUGUUACUACAGGAUCUACCGCCACGUCACAAACCAGUUAAAGACAUUGAAGGAGACUGGCAUUGAGAUGGACAAUACCUCAACGUCUUGUAGUGAGAGCAUCAGAGAGCGCCACAGAGAACCAGUGAAUUACAGCAACAGGCAGGUUGAGAUCACCAAGAAUCUCUUCUACGUACUGUGCGCCUUUAUCGUGUGUCUCGCCCCCUUCGCUGUAGCUCUGGCGAUACAUACAAGUGAUCCGGCCAUCCCGUGGACUGGGAUGAUUGCCUCCUUCAACAGCGCCGUCAACCCCGUCAUUUACGGGGUGAAACACCCGCACUUCAAGGAGGUGUUCCGUCACAUGCUCCGGUGUCGGUACCACAUGAUUCCGGAACCAUCUCGCUUUCUCCAGAAGAUGAGAUCGCAAUCGAACUAAUAUUUUUGGAUUCACACUUGA
Messenger RNA from Asterias rubens (European starfish), 1724 nucleotides. Its product is annotated as melanopsin-like. Gene Ontology annotation, cellular component: membrane. Gene Ontology annotation, molecular function: G protein-coupled receptor activity. NCBI's taxonomy places the organism in Eukaryota, Metazoa, Echinodermata, Asteroidea, Forcipulatida, Asteriidae. The transcript has a single exon. Gene Ontology annotation, biological process: G protein-coupled receptor signaling pathway. The record is from RefSeq and is a predicted model, not a curated record. The coding region runs from base 606 to 1703 and encodes 365 amino acids.